Molecule: messenger RNA, 1571 nt
Organism: Vanessa tameamea
Lineage: Eukaryota; Metazoa; Arthropoda; Insecta; Lepidoptera; Nymphalidae
Product: cytochrome P450 4C1-like
Exons: 11
Coding region: 68-1567 (499 amino acids)
Molecular function (GO): oxidoreductase activity, acting on paired donors, with incorporation or reduction of molecular oxygen; monooxygenase activity; iron ion binding
Source: RefSeq, a predicted model, not a curated record
GAUUAAAAUAUAGCACGCCGUGACAGUGACAAGUGAAUUGUCAUUAAAGAAACGUCUUCUAAGGAAAAUGUGGCGAGUAUUAUUAUUCCUAGGUUUGCUCUUAGGCAUUUGGUUGCGAUGGAGGUACAAGAAUCGGCGACUUCUAAAGAUGGCCAAGAAAAUACCCGGUCCACCAACAAUUCCUUUAUUCGGAAACGCUUUGAAAUUGAUGUGCCAGCCAGAAGAAUUCGUAAAAAUUAUAAAAAAUCUUAUGAUCGAAUACGGUGGCGUUUUCAAAUUGUGGAUCGGACCAGACUUGAAUAUCGUUGUUAGUCAUCCGGACGAUAUAAAGCUUCUCCUAACAAAUAAUAAGACUAGUAUUAAGGGACCGCAAUAUAAAUACAUGGCGGAUCUACUCGGCGAAGGAAUUCUAAGUGGAUCAGGUAUUCUGUGGCGGAAACAUCGUAAAAUCGCUACACCAAACUACGGUAAGCGAGCAAUUGUAAGUUACACCGAUGUUUUCAAUCAAGAAGUGGACUUGCUGCUGGGUAUAUUUAAAAGUUUACCCAAAGGACAAGAAACAGAUGUAUACAAAUAUAUAGUGAAAUGUACCAGUUACACGGUUUGCCAAACUCUUAUGGGACUGUCGAAAGAAGAGACGAUGGAACUUCCACAUUUGCAGUACCUGAUAGACAUGAGUCCGAAACUUUACGACAUCGUAUUUGACAGAAUGACGAAAUGGUACCUACAAAUAGAUCCAGUUUUCUGGUUAACAGAUUCUUACACACAACAGAAACAAUUCAAAGAAAAGCUUCGUGAGUUCAGCUCCACCGUAAUUAAACAUCGAUUAAAAGUAUUAUCUAACUCAGGCGAUAUAUUAUACCUUAUGAAUUCAGAUGAAGACUCUUCAAAGAACACACGGUUAAGUGUAAUAGAUAGAUUCAUAUUAUCAGAUGAAUUCGAUUCAAAGGAUCUGAUAGAUGAAACGUUUACAAUUUUUACAUCUAGUCAAGAAGCGUCAGCUAAAAUUGCAUCCUUUUUUCUGAUGAUGAUGGCGUUUCAUCCAGCGUGUCAAGAAAAGCUUUAUACCGAAAUAAUUAACGUCACUGGAAAAGACGACAAGCCAGUCACAGAUGAUGAUCUGAAGAAAAUGCCGUAUCUUGAAAUGGCGUUUAAAGAAGUUCUCAGAUUAUUUCCAGUAGGAGGCAUGUUGCAGAGAACUAUUAAUGAGGAUAUUUCUAUCAGUUCAUAUACAAUUCCAGCUGGAUCUGCACUGGUCAUUCCCGUAUAUCACAUUCAACGUGAUCCUAAACUAUGGAGUGAUCCAGAAUCAUUUGAACCUGAAAGAUUUACCCCCAAAAAUACUAAAAAGCGUCCUCCAUAUUGUUACAUUCCCUUUAGUUUGGGUAAUAUGGAUUGCUUAGGAAGAUACUUCGGAGCCAAAUUGAUAAAGACAAUCGUCAUCAGAGUCUUGCGAAAAUUUAAAUUAAAUUCAUUAGAUAAUUUUAAAAAUCUCCGGACAAUUAUUGCGAUAUCGACAACUUCGUUAGACGGUUAUAAAGUCGUUUUAGGUUCAAGGGAGGAAUAAUCGU